GUCCUCGAUCGAUUGCUUUUGUCGAGUUUGGUGUUGUUCUGUGACGUUUAUUUUUAAGUAUAAAGAAAAUGGUCUAAAGGAGAAAAAUAUUGUUUUGAUUAAUAUUUUUUUUACAUAAGAUUAGUUUUCCAAAGAUAUCGUUAUGGAACCUACAUUGGAUGCGUCCUUAGUGGCGCAAUCUAUCAACUAUCAUGGUCAACAGUUGCAAAAAACGUGGGAAGCAGAGAGAGGAGAGGAUGACCUAGCUAAGAUAGGAGUUAAUGGACUGGAUUUCGCUGUAUACCAAUUCAGACACAAGCACUUAACAUUUCAAGACCGUGGGAAGCGAUUGAAACUUCAUCAGUUCAUUGCCAAGGAAGCCAAUGCUUUAUUUGACUCUACAGUUCAGGAAGAAGCCCCAUCAUCGUCCAGCUUGGCAGCUGAUGUGCCUGCACCAGAAGACAAUUUGUAUGCACUGAUGCCACCUUUUGAAACAUUCCUGAAUGUUGACAAAUCUGCAAGGCUGAGACACUUUUUUGAUAAUGUUCGAACAGGAGAGCUGAUCAUAGGGGCUGUAAUCAACAGAACAGCAUCAGGAAUGAUGUUGAAGGUCCUAUGCACAGCCGGACCAACUUCCAGAUAUGUUGCAGAUAUUAAUGUGAAGGCAUUUUUACCAGUUUCGAAUAUCAUACCAGCAGUGGACAAGAAAAAUGUGUCAAGAAACUACCUCAUGAAUGACACUGUGUGCUGUGAAGUUAUUGAAGUGAUCCCCGAUACGGACAAAAUGGUCUGCGGCAUGAAGGGAGUCACUCGUGGGCCAGAUGACCCCCCACCUAAACCACCGCUAGGACUACUCAGCACUGACGACUUUCCAUUGGUCUACAAGAAAACAGUGGAUAUGAAGGGUGAGAGUUAUGAAGGCAUUUUGGAGAAGAGUCCAGGCUUCAAUAACCCCAACUGCGUCCAAUAUCUCUCAGAACUACUUGGCAUCGCCAAUAUGCACUGCACCAACUUUGCAUCAUUGAGGGGAGGAUUUGUGACUACAGAAUACGCCGACGAGCUUCGUCAAGCCCAAGCCAGCAAGUGGGCAUUCCGCUCGGUUGCCGAAGGCAUCGAGCACUUCAAAGCAGGACGCCACUCUGAGGCAUUCCAAUGUCUCAACAAAGCUCUUAGCAUUGACCCAAGGAACGUGGAAGGCUUAGUUGCCAGAGGAGCACUUUAUGCUAACAGUGGCACUUUCAAAAAAGCCAUAGAAGAUUUUGAAACUUCAUUGAAGUUGAAUCCGAAUCACGCUAAUGCUAGGAAAUAUUUGGGUGAAACACUGGUUGCGCUUGGACGCAGUUAUGAGGAUGAGAACAAGAUUACCGAAGCACAAAAGGCCUAUGAAGAUUGUCUAGCAAUCAUACCAUUUCAUGAGGAAGCCCAGAAUUCUUUGGACUUCCUAAAGAGUAAGACUUCGACAGUGAAGCCGUUGAUAGAGCCAGCUGAAUUGUUGUUACCUGGAUUGACCGGUGCUAAGUCAUUUGAGAUGAAGGAGACUCUCAAACAGCUGUUGAAUUUGACUGAGAAGAAGGACAAGAAAAAGAAGAAGAAACGCGGUAAGGGAAAGAAGAAGCGGUCAAGUAGUUCAUCAUCGUCAUCCAGUGAUUCUUCAAGCUCCAGCUCGUCUUCAGAAUCGUCGUCAUCUUCCUCGGAUUCUAGUGAUUCUGGAGGGCCGAAUCGCAAGAAGAAGCGUCGCUCGCGGUCCAACAACAAGCGCCAGCGUUCGCUCUCGCCGCUCAGCAAGCGAAUGGCGAUGCUCGGUGACGCCGACUCCGCCUCUAGGACUCACAACUCUCAAUUCAACCACCCAUACGGAUAUCAACCACCGCCGCCGCCCGUGGAAGAGGCCAACCCUGUGCCGAUAAGGUCGCAAGCCGAUAUUGAUUAUGAGUUGAAGGUAAGGAAAUUCUUGGAGAUGACAAAGGAGGACUCUGAUUAUGAGGACAAGGUGCGCAACUUCCUGGAAGAGACAGCUCAGUACAAACGAAACCGCAAGAUGCAGGAACUGGGCCAGCAGCCGCAGCCAGGUGCUGAACAUGACAAGAAGAAAAAGAAGAAGAAGGACAAAAAGAAGAAAAAGGAGUCAAAGCGCAAACGCAAGGAGCAAGAAAGAGAUGAGAAACGCAAAGCAAAAUUGGCGCGCUCCAACGAUUACAGCCUUCGGGAUCUGGAGAACAUUAGCGAUAAGAAGCUGAGGGAUGCUAUCAGGAAAGAACUAAAAGGGAAAUCAAAGAGGGAUCUUAGUUCAGAUGGCGAAUAUGAAAGAAAACAUGAUAAGAGGAUAAUCGACGAAAUGCAAGGCCUGGAGGAGCUAGAAUCGAAGCUGAGCGCGUACCACGUGAUGGUGGAGAAGGAAGUGCUCGGCAAGCGGGAGCGCGGGUCCCUCAGCCCCAUCGACCAGGCGCCGCCGCCGCCGCUGGAGAAGCCCAAGUGGAAGAUGUCCAUGAGCGCUGUCAAGGACUCUGUGAAGAAGAAGGAAGCUCCUAAGAGUUACAAAGAACGCUAUGCCUUCGAAGAUAGUUCUGACGAUUCUCAAGAACCAAAUAAGGCGGCGGGCGACAAGAACGUGUCGGUGCGGCGCGCCAUGGCCAUGAAGGAGCCGCCGCCCGCCAAGCGCGAGCCAGACCCGCCCGGCACCGAGCAGCAUCCGCCUGUGCGCAAAGGCAACGUGGUCCUUGACAAGUUCGGCUCGUUCCGUUUGGCUCAAGAAGGUGAGACUCCGGUCUCUGUGGGCGACGGUCGUCCUGAACAGUUCGUGACGCGCAUCAAGCCGCCCACGCCGGCUGGUAGGAGACCCAGGUCUCCACCCUCACCCAGAAGAAGGUCGUCCAACUCCUCAGAAGAUGAUCGGAGGUCGCCUAAGAGGUCUAGGAGCAGGUCUCGUCCGCGCAAGUACCGCUCCCGCUCGGGGUCGCGCUCGCGCUCGGGCUCCAGCAGCCAGUCGCCGUCGCCGCGCCGCCGCCGCUCGGCCUCCGCGCGCUCCCGCUCGCGCUCCGACGCCAGCCGCUCCUACUACAGCCGCUCCCGCUCCCGCUCGCGCUCCCGCUCCGCCGACAGAUUCCGCCGCACGUUCAACCGGCGCGGCAACUGGCGCGGUCGCGGCGGCUUCGAACGCGGCACGUACUACCGCCCCCGCUUCCACACGUACAACGGCGGCGGGCGGGGCCGGGGGAGGGGCGGGCAGGGCGACUUCCGUCGGGACGAUGGCAGGCGCUUCAACCCCGAGUGGAGGGACAGGGGGCAGAGGGGGGGCAGACCCUUCAGGCCUAGGAGGGGAGGCGGGGGGAGAGGAAGACCUUUCAGAGGUGGAUUCCGCGACUUUCGUGACCGCCGCGGAGGGAGGUAUUCGCGCUCCCGCUCGCCGGACAGGACCAGACGCUCCCGUUCUUACAGCCCCGAGAGGAGGGACAAGGAUAGGGAUAGCUACUCCAGAUAUUCUGCCGAGCGCGACAGCCACCGCAGUGAGGGCGAGUAUGAAGAAGAAAGAUUCGUCGACCGCAAGGAGUACGACGGCAAGUGGGCUGAUGGCAACGAGCAGCCAGAAAGACCCCAGCCUGAGGAGAAAGCCCCUGAACAGCCCCCUAAAGAAUAAACAAUUACACUGCAAUCUUAGACAUAGAUUCUAUGGUUAGGGACCUUUGCACGAGUUUGUUUCCACUUCUUAUUUGUAGUGUACAUAAUUUGGUACAAAUAGCAGCGAGUCAUUCCCAACUCGAUAUUUGUAUUCGUUUUGUAUUGUGAAUUGGGAAUUUCAUUACAUUUAUUUUGCCAUAUUGUAAUGCUUCAUAUUUUUGAUUUGGGAACUUAAAGUAAGAUAGGUAAAUGUAAGCAUUCCUAGUUUGGGCUCAAUGCCACACUUUUGUUAAAAGUCAUUAAUUAUAUUGUUCCUUGUAAUGUGUAAGGCAUUAACCAAAUUGCAUAAAAUAAAUGAAAUUUUAAUCA
Messenger RNA from Amyelois transitella, 3963 nucleotides. Its product is annotated as tetratricopeptide repeat protein 14 homolog. The transcript has 19 exons. The record is from RefSeq and is a predicted model, not a curated record. Bases 143 to 3613 code for a protein of 1156 amino acids. NCBI's taxonomy places the organism in Eukaryota, Metazoa, Arthropoda, Insecta, Lepidoptera, Pyralidae. Gene Ontology annotation, molecular function: protein binding; nucleic acid binding.